AUGGAAUAUUCUGUCAUUGUUGGAAUCAUCCUUUUGGUUGAAAUCGUUGCCGUUAUCCUUGCUGCUGUCUACUACGAUCAGGCUGUUUCGCUUGCCAAGACCUUCUUGCUCUCCACCAUCUACACAGAAUACGACGGAACCGCCAACUCCGCGAACGCAGUAUCUUUGGCCUGGGACUACGCUCAAAUCACAUUCUCCUGCUGCGGUCUUGACAACUACACCGAUUUUGCCUCUGCCACCAACUGGAACAAAACUUCUGCAGCCGGCUCCAUGGUUAUACCGCCAUCUUGUUGUAAAGUCCAGGACGCGAGCACCUUCCCAACCUUUACGUUGACCGACACUAACUGUCCAUACAGUCCUUCCACGACCAACUCAAACUACCAGACUACUUGCUACGCUUCGCUGAUGAGCUACGUCCAGACUUACUCCAUCGCAAUAAUAGCUGUAACAUCAUCCGUGGCCGUCCUGCAACUAAUCGUCAUCAUAGCUGCAUGUUGCCUCUGUCGGGCCAUUGGAGGGGACUCAGAUACACGCGCCUAAUUCUAACAGAGAAGCUUCCGCAUCUAACAGUGAACUCAUAACUGCAUUCACCAAUUUCCGAAAUCAAAA
This is a messenger RNA of Lineus longissimus, 609 nucleotides long. Its product is annotated as tetraspanin-7-like. The coding region runs from base 1 to 540 and encodes 179 amino acids. Gene Ontology annotation, cellular component: plasma membrane. The transcript is spliced from 5 exons. NCBI's taxonomy places the organism in Eukaryota, Metazoa, Nemertea, Pilidiophora, Heteronemertea, Lineidae. The record is from RefSeq and is a predicted model, not a curated record.